AUGUCCUCAAAAUACGACUUCGUAAAGGAUCUUAAUCCGACGAAAGAAGAGUGGAGGAUUAAAGUGCGUGUAGUUAGGUGUUGGAAGGUUCCCAAUUUUAAUCAAAAAGAUUUUGAUGACAAUGUGGAUAUGGUUUUGGUCGACGAACAGGGUGUAAGGAUCCAUGCUACGGCCAAGGGUACUUUGCAGGUUCGAAAGAAAAUUCGUGAGGGUGAUGCUUAUUUUAUAAAAAAAUUUGGAGUUGGGUUGAAUACGGGUAAUUUCAGGCCAACACGGCAUGAAUAUCGUCUGCCUUUCAACUUAAGGACGGACGUGAAAUCCAUUAUUGAUGCUACGAUUCCUGAGCGUGGUUUUGAUUUUGCUGAGUUUGACGUUAUUGAGAAAGAAUCCUCUGACUCUCCUUAUUUAAUAGGUGAUGGGAUUGAUGUAUUGUGUUAUUCGCUUUCAAUUAAGAUUUUGUAUAUAGGACGUAAGGCUGAAACCCAUGUUAUUUGUUGUGUAGACGUCAUUGGUUUGCUGUCUGAAAUUGGGGAAGUACGUGGACAUGUCAUCUCUGGUAGGAAUACAAAAAUGGUUGUCGUGGAGCUUGACAACCUGAGGGGUCAGAAACUUGAAUGCACUUUGUGGGAGUCAUACGUAGACGAGGUCCAAACUUUCUUAGCAAAGAAUCAAAGUGCUCAAAAUGUUAUAAUACUUCAGCUUGCAAGGAUAAAGGGUUUUAGGGGACAGAUUGGAAUAGCUAAUACAAAGUAUACGACGAAAAUUCUUUUUGAUUCCAAUAUACCUGAGAUCGUAGAGUUCAAAAAAAGGCUUUCCGAUGAUCUGAUGGAAAGUAGUCAGAUGUUGACUCAGUUGUCCAGCCCAUCUUCAUAUUCUUAUGAAAAUGAUUUUCUCAAGGAUACAGAGAUGAAAUUUCUUACUGAUAUUAAGAAUUGCAUAGAUGCUACUACUUGCAUUACUUAUGGAACUGUAAAAUCCAUCGAAAGUAAAUACAACUGGUGGUACAAGUCCUGUAAGAAAUGUCCAUAUUCAGUGUGCGAAUAUUUUGAGAAAUGGUAUUGUAAGAACUGUCAGAAACAUUGGAAUGAAUAUACUCCGAAGUUCAGUGUUCAAGUCAGAGUUGUUGAUAACACAGAUUCUGCUUCUUUCGUACUAUUUGAUAGAGACUGUCUUUCUUUAUUAGGAGUGAGUGCUGCUGAAUUGCGCGAGCAACAUUUUAAGCGGGAUGAUUCUGUAUUUGACAGUCCUCCUGAUGAUAAUAUUAUGUCGAUAGGGUCAGGAAAAGCUGUGGAUGUUCAGAGCCAAACCUGUGAUAGUACUGAUGAUGCUGAUAUUUCUCUCACUUUGUUGUCACCGUCUGUGAAGUAUGGUGAUGUUGUUGAAGAUAAAAAUAAUUCCGGUGACACUUUGGAGCAGAAAGAAAAUCUGUAA
Molecule: messenger RNA, 1431 nt
Organism: Gastrolobium bilobum
Lineage: Eukaryota; Viridiplantae; Streptophyta; Magnoliopsida; Fabales; Fabaceae
Exons: 9
Coding region: 1-1431 (476 amino acids)
Biological process (GO): DNA replication; DNA repair; DNA recombination
Cellular component (GO): nucleus
Molecular function (GO): DNA binding
Source: RefSeq, a predicted model, not a curated record